UCAUCAUGCGAAAUGACGCAGGAGAAUUCGUGAAUCUGUUGAUUCCUCGCAAAUUCUCUGCUAGUAACCGCAUCAUUGGUGCCAAGGAUCAUGCUUCUAUCCAGAUCAACAUUACAGAGGUUGAUGAGACUACAGGCCGUAUGACUGGAUCUUACAAGACCUAUGCUAUCUGUGGGGCAAUCAGACGAAUGGGUGAAUCUGAUGAUUCAUUGAUUAGACUCGCUAAACGACAUGGCAACAUAACUAGGAAUUUUUAA
Molecule: messenger RNA, 257 nt
Organism: Physella acuta
Lineage: Eukaryota; Metazoa; Mollusca; Gastropoda; Physidae
Product: small ribosomal subunit protein eS21-like
Biological process (GO): translation
Cellular component (GO): ribosome
Molecular function (GO): structural constituent of ribosome
Source: RefSeq, a predicted model, not a curated record